This is a messenger RNA of Phlebotomus papatasi, 1808 nucleotides long. It is a transcript of the gene Cdk5, whose product is annotated as cyclin-dependent kinase 5 homolog. Bases 451 to 1320 code for a protein of 289 amino acids. The record is from RefSeq and is a predicted model, not a curated record. Gene Ontology annotation, cellular component: nucleus; cytoplasm. The transcript has 2 exons. NCBI's taxonomy places the organism in Eukaryota, Metazoa, Arthropoda, Insecta, Diptera, Psychodidae. Gene Ontology annotation, biological process: protein phosphorylation; synaptic vesicle transport; axonogenesis. Gene Ontology annotation, molecular function: ATP binding; cyclin-dependent protein serine/threonine kinase activity.
GAGUGCGAGGAAAAUGGGCUUCUCACUCUCACCUCGCACGCGUAUGCGGGCUUGUGUCAUUGAUGCCAGCCCCCUGCAAAUUAUAUAAAAAUAAAUAGAAUAUAUAUGCAGUACCUAUAUUGUUUGCACUAUGAAUAAAAAUAAUUCUUUCGGUUUCUCUUCUAUUCUAUUUUCCUUGUAAUAUACAAAUAUAUUAAGUGCAACGUUUUUAUACCAAACAUAAAAGUCAUUUCAUUUUCAACCGCUAUAUUCGUAGUCUUUAUUUUAGCGUAAAAUGAAAUAAUUUCGUGUUCGGUCCACAAAACAAGAGCGCAGUGCAGUGUUGCUGUUGCUGCGAUGGGAUAGGAAACUUUAAAGAGAAGAAGAAGAACAAGUUCGACAUCAAAAACAGGAAAAAUAGAAAAUUGAAAUUGCUCCUCGCGUUUUUGGGGACUCAAAUCCUUGGAAAUUAUGCAAAAGUACGAGAAGCUAGAGAAGAUUGGAGAGGGAACGUAUGGAACAGUUUUUAAAGGCAAAAAUCGAGAUACUUUAGAGAUAGUGGCACUCAAGCGUGUGAGGCUUGAUGAGGAUGAUGAAGGUGUCCCUAGUUCUGCUUUGCGGGAGAUUUGUCUGCUCAAAGAGCUUAAACAUAAAAAUAUUGUUAGAUUGUACGAUGUUUUGCAUUCCGAUAAGAAGCUAACUCUUGUCUUUGAGCACUGUGACCAGGAUCUCAAGAAAUAUUUCGACAGUCUUAAUGGGGAUAUCGAUCUUGAUGUGGUUAAAAGCUUCAUGUAUCAAUUGCUGCGUGGAUUAGCUUUUUGUCAUAGUCACAAUGUACUUCAUCGGGAUUUAAAACCACAGAAUCUACUCAUUAAUAAAAAUGGAGAGUUAAAGUUGGCAGACUUUGGUUUGGCGAGAGCUUUUGGCAUCCCCGUAAAGUGUUACUCAGCCGAAGUGGUUACACUCUGGUACAGACCUCCGGAUGUACUUUUUGGCUCUAAACUGUACACAACGAGCAUCGACAUGUGGUCAGCUGGAUGUAUUUUUGCGGAGCUAGCAAAUGCCGGACGUCCACUUUUUCCAGGUUCUGAUGUUGUAGAUCAACUUAAAAGGAUUUUUAAACUUCUUGGGACACCUACUGAAGAAACUUGGCCAGGUGUUACCCAACUUGCUGACUACAAACCCUUCCCACUCUACCAUCUUACUACAUCUUGGAGUCAGGUGGUGCCUCGACUGAACUCUAAAGGGCGUGACCUUCUACAGAAAUUACUAGUUUGCAGGCCAAAUAUGAGAAUUAGCGCUGAACAGGCCAUGGCACAUUCCUACUUCAGUUCAAAUUAAUUCCGGCUCUAGAAAAUAUUUAUUUAUAUACAUAUAAAACAACUACAGUAGACUCUCGCAAAUUCGGUUCUUUUAAGAUCGGGCUACUUUUUAAUUCGGGCAGAGGUUACAUUUGAAAAAAGUUUGUUGUCAUUUUUCAAGUUUGAUUAUGAUUAUCAAAUGAAUCAAAUAUGCUCAAAUUUAGCAUGGUUUGUCUUAGUUUUGAUGUGAUUUUGCAUUAUUGAGGGAUUUUCAUGCAAUUUACGAUAUAUAUCAGUGUGUAAACUCAAUAUCUAUAUGCACAUGUCGCCCGAAUUUCUGUCUAAUUCGGCUGACAUUUCGGUCCUAUAUGCCCGAAUUUGAGAGAGUCUACUGUAUGUUUAAUUGUAGGUUCUAUAAUCUAUAAUUCAAUUUAUUGGAAUAAUAACAAAAGAUUUGUGUAAUUGUACCAAAAUAUAAGUAAAUGCAUAUUUUUGGUCAAUAAUGAACAGUGUGGACAAUUUAAUUAA